UUUCACUACUAAAUUAGUUUAAUAUCAGCUAUACUUUCCCAAUAUUUCCGCCAUUUUUAUCACACAAAAAGUAAAGAAUUUAAUAUGUGAAAAGGGCUUCAUGUUCGAGUUGAGCACUUUUUCACCCAAACUCUUCAAACACGGCUGUCAUCAACACAUCAUCAUCAUUUUCAUAAUCAUCAAAAGGGUCCAUUUUGAAAGCUCCCAAACCUCCAUAUACUACCCUGAAACAAAGUGUUGUAGAGAGAGUUUGUGUGUGAGUUUGAGAGAGAAAAAGUGAUAGAGAGAGAGACAAUGGCAAUGGCAGCAGCAGGUGUGUGUUUGAUAGUAUUAGGUUUGUUAGAAGUGUCAAAAGGAGCUGUUUAUAAAGUGGGAGAUUCUGCAGGCUGGACUACCAUUGGCAAUGUCGAUUACAAGCUCUGGUCUGCAACAAAAACCUUUCAACUUGGAGAUACUAUUGUGUUCGAGUACAACCCGCAGUUCCACAACGUGAUGCAAGUGAUCCACUCGGAGUACAAGGCGUGCAACGCGUCGUCCCCUAUCUCGACUCACACGACGGGCAACGACUCCCUCACCAUCGACACUCACGGCCACCACUUCUUCGUAUGCGGCGUCCCCGGCCACUGCCAAUCCGGCCAGAAAGUCGACAUCAAUGUGCUCCGUUCCCCGUCUCCGUCGUCGGGGAUCCCCUCGCCGCCUCUCCCCGCAGCCACCGUCCCUUCGCCCUCUCCCAGCGCUGCACCUCCGUCUCUCAAACUCGGAUGCCUGCCUCUCACUUUUCUUCUAUUUUACUUAUUUUAUUAUCCUUCUGCAUAAUAUAUACUAUAUAUAGAUUGCAGCUACCUAUACUAUUACCAAAUGUUUACUUAUUUGUAAAAUUAGUGAUAUGAUGCAUAUGUUUUGUUACGAAUUGACGAAAAUAUUGAUUCAGUUAAGAUCACAUGUACUAAUA
Molecule: messenger RNA, 952 nt
Organism: Salvia miltiorrhiza (redroot sage)
Lineage: Eukaryota; Viridiplantae; Streptophyta; Magnoliopsida; Lamiales; Lamiaceae
Product: mavicyanin-like
Exons: 2
Coding region: 295-816 (173 amino acids)
Cellular component (GO): plasma membrane
Molecular function (GO): electron transfer activity
Source: RefSeq, a predicted model, not a curated record